CGCCGCCAUGCUGCCCGGGGUGGGCGUGUUCGGCACCAGCCUGACGGCGCGGGUCAUCAUCCCGCUGCUGAAGGACGAGGGCUUCGCCGUCAAGGCGCUGUGGGGCCGCACGCCCGAGGAGGCGGAGGAGCUGGCCAAGGAGAUGAGCGUCCCCUUCUACACCAGCCGCAUCGACGAGGUCUUGCUGCACCACGACGUGGAUCUGGUCUGCAUCAACCUGCCGCCGCCGCUGACCAAGCAGAUCGCCGUCAAAACGCUGGGGAUCGGGAAGAAUGUCAUCUGUGACCGAACAGCCACGCCUCUUGAUGCCUUUAGGAUGAUGUCUGCUGCCCACUACUACCCCAAGCUCAUGAGCAUUAUGGGUAACGUUCUCCGUUUUCUGCCUGCCUUUGUGAAGAUGAAGCAGCUGAUCCAAGAAGGCUACGUUGGAGAGCUGCUUGUGUGCGAGGUACAGGUUCACAGCGGCAGCCUGCUGGGGAAGAAGUACAACUGGAGCUGUGAUGAUCUGAUGGGAGGUGGGGGCCUGCACUCCGUCGGGACUUACAUCAUUGACCUCCUGACCUUCCUCACUAGCCAGAAAGCCGUGAAAGUGCAUGGGUUGCUUAAGACUUUUGUGAAACAGACCGACUACAUCAAGGGGAUACGGCAAAUCACGAGCGAUGACUUCUGUACAUUUCAGAUGGUCUUGGAAGGUGGAGUGUGUUGCACUGUGACCCUCAACUUCAACAUCCCUGGGGAAUUCAAACAAGAUAUUAUUGUGGUAGGUUCCAGUGGGCGGCUGAUUGUAGUAGGAACUGACUUGUACGGACAAAGCAAUAGCUCCUCACAGAAGGAACUCCUUCUGAAGGAUUCCACACCAGUCAGCAACUCCUUGUUACCUGAAAAGGCCUUCAGUGACAUCCCAUCCCCAUACCUCCGAGGAACAAUAAAGAUGGUGCAGGCUGUUCGGCAGGCGUUUGAAGAUCAGGACGACAGAAGAACCUGGGAUGGUCGGCCGCUCACAAUGGCUGCCACGUUCGAUGACUGCCUCUAUGCAUUGUGUGUGGUGGACACCAUUAAAAAAUCAAACCAACUAGGUGAAUGGCAGAAUAUUGUGAUUAUGACUGAAGAACCAGAAUUAAGCCCUGCGUACUUGAUCAGUGAAGCUAUGCGCAGGAGUCGAAUGUCUCUGUACUGCUAGCUUCUUCUCACAUUUGGCGGGGGGGUGG
Molecule: messenger RNA, 1208 nt
Organism: Euleptes europaea (tarantolino)
Lineage: Eukaryota; Metazoa; Chordata; Lepidosauria; Squamata; Sphaerodactylidae
Gene: GFOD1
Product: Gfo/Idh/MocA-like oxidoreductase domain containing 1
Exons: 2
Coding region: 8-1180 (390 amino acids)
Molecular function (GO): nucleotide binding
Source: RefSeq, a predicted model, not a curated record